AUGGAUUCUUUAAAGUUGCCUACAAAUCCAGCUCAAGCCAAAGCUUUUACUGCUCCAAACUCGUUGUUGUUCCCUCAAGGAUUUGAUGGAGAAAACAAGCCAGUAGAUGGUCAGCCUCAACCUGGCUCUCAGGAAAUCAUUAAGAGCGAACAGACUGCGGACAUUGUUGAACCUAAGCAAGAGGAAGAUGAUGGUGCUACUUCUGGUAUUGUGCCAACGUUGCAGAAUAUUGUUGCUACCGUCAACUUGGAUUGUCGUUUGGAUUUAAAAACCAUCGCAUUACAUGCUCGUAAUGCUGAAUACAACCCAAAGCGUUUUGCCGCUGUUAUCAUGAGAAUUCGUGAACCAAAGACGACGGCUUUGAUUUUCGCUUCUGGUAAGAUGGUUGUCACUGGUGCUAAGUCUGAAGAUGAUUCGAAAUUGGCCUCAAGGAAGUACGCCAGAAUUAUUCAAAAGUUAGGUUUCAAUGCUAAAUUCACUGAUUUCAAGAUUCAGAAUAUCGUCGGCUCGUGUGAUGUCAAAUUUCCUAUCAGAUUGGAAGGAUUGGCAUUCUCACACGGAACUUUCUCGUCGUAUGAACCAGAAUUAUUCCCAGGGUUGAUUUAUAGAAUGGUGAAACCAAAGAUUGUCUUGUUGAUCUUCGUAUCAGGCAAGAUUGUGUUGACUGGUGCCAAACAAAGAGAAGAGAUUUAUGCCGCUUUUGAAUCGAUUUAUCCGGUAUUGAGUGAAUUCCGUAAGUCAUGA
This is a messenger RNA of Scheffersomyces stipitis CBS 6054, 744 nucleotides long. It is a transcript of the gene TBP1, whose product is annotated as TATA-binding protein. The record is from RefSeq and is a predicted model, not a curated record. Gene Ontology annotation, molecular function: DNA binding; RNA polymerase II general transcription initiation factor activity. NCBI's taxonomy places the organism in Eukaryota, Fungi, Ascomycota, Pichiomycetes, Serinales, Debaryomycetaceae. Gene Ontology annotation, biological process: DNA-templated transcription initiation. The coding region runs from base 1 to 744 and encodes 247 amino acids. The transcript has a single exon.